UUAAAAGGAAACGAUUAGGACCCCUUGACUGUUUCAUUUCCAUUAAUUGUCUCGUACAACAAUAUCAAGCACCCCCUGCGGAGAGCUGAUAACGCGCGCGGGGUGAAUGAUAACACAUCAGACAACGGCACCUAUUCACUCCUAUCGCGCGACAACCUCCGCCACGCGUGGAGUCCUGAGUGAAAACCGAUCUGUGGAAAAUUGGGGAGGAAAUAGCCUUCCCGGGAUCAGCGUGGCCGUAUAGAGUUACGGUGGAGGCCCCUCCCCCUGUCUGGCUCGCUCUUUUUUCUCAACCUCUUGGUUGGCUUUCCGAGAGGGCUCGAUCCUGCUCACGCUCAGACCGCUGAGAAAUAGCAGGCAGAAGAUGGCUGACUCGACCGGGCACAGUGAGCCCGCAACAGCAGCAGCAGCAGUACCACCACCAGCAGCAGCAGCAGCAUCAACUUCACUAGGGCUUCUCGCGCGCCUGCCAUUCGCUGCCACCCCGCAACUCUGAAACGGCCCCGCCUCGCUCCGUGCCGUGCGCCCGCGGGGUUUUUACCCCCAAAUAUUGACAGAGAUUUAAAGAAAACAUGGCUGAGAUGGAGAAAGAGGGAAGACCUCCGGAAAACAAGAGGAGCAGAAAGCCAGCUCACCCCGUGAAGAGGGAAAUUAACGCAGAGAUGAAGGUCCCGUCCAAUCGGCCCCUCCCAGGGGCGGGGCAGGCAGGCAAUCUCCAUGGCAACUCGCCCUACUUGAUGAGUUUUGCAGAAAACACCAUGAACGAGUUGCUUGGAUGGUACGGAUAUGACAAAGUGGAGUUACGAGACUCAGAUGACAUAGAGAUACGCAACUACCCUGAUGGAGAAAUGCGGCAACACAUCUCUGUCCUGAAAGAGAACUCUUUGCCAAAAGCAUCCACAGUGGAGAACAGCAGUGGUUCUCCUCCACACGCCAACAGCUCUAGCUCUACUCCGACAUCACGGAACGGAGUGACAAGCGAAGCGUCUGUAAACCCCUCCUCCUCUAAAGAGCACGGAGGCCUGCCAAUCAUAGUGCCCUUAAUCCCGCCCCCUCUGAUCAAAGCACCAGCAGAGGAGGACACUUCUAAUGUUCAGAUAAUGUGUGCAUGGUGUCAGAAGGUGGGAGUGAAGCGUUAUUCUCUCAGUAUGGGCUCUGAACUGAAGAGUUUCUGUAGUGAGAAAUGCUUCGCUGCCUGUCGACGUGCCUACUUCAAACGCAACAAGCUUGGAUAUGUGAGGAAUUGCAGUGCCAGAGAGGAGGAGGGCGUUCCACACCACAGCUUGUCCAAAGACACGCCCAGACUUGUCCUCAAGACAAACAGCGAUGUGCUUGUCUGCGAUUGGUGCAAACACAUCCGCCACACUAAGGAAUACCUGGAUUUUGGAGCGGGUGAGAGGCGGCUCCAAUUCUGCAGUGCAAAGUGUCUGAACCAAUAUAAGAUGGAUAUAUUCUAUAAAGAGACUCAGGCCGCACUGCCAGGGGGUCUGUGUAACCCUCCUCACCCCACGAGUGAUACGAAAUCAGAGAGUGGAACAGGUGUACAGCUCCUUACACCUGAGUCCUGGAGUGCACCUCUAAACGAGCUCCGCAGUCGCAAGGUACCUUCACCAGGGGGUGCCACCACUGUAGCCGGACCUUCUGGAUCCACAUCAGGGUCACCAUCUGAAGCCGGAACUGUGUGUUCCUCCUCGUCCUCGUCAUCCUCGUCAUCAUCAUCAACGAAAAUCCCCACACCACGGCCACAUGAAAGCCCUGCGUUACCGCCACCUCCUCCACCACCUAUAGCAGGUUUACAUCCAGCUCUGGGUGUGCCACCUGGCAGCCCGCCAAUGGUCAUGACACCCCGUGGCCCGGUCCCUCUCCCUCUAUUUAUGGAGCACCAGAUGAUGCAGCAGAUUCGUCCUCCGUUCCUACGUCCCCCAGGACCCAACAGCCCUCAUUCCAAUCCCAUGAUUCCUGGCAUUGGACCGCCACUACCUCCUCGGACUUUGGGCCCUCCAUCAAGCCCCAUGCACCGCCCACUCCUUUCCCCCCACAUACACCCGUCCUCCACCCCAACCCUUCCUGGGAACCCUCCAGGUAUGAUGCCCCCUCACCCCGGCAGCCACAUGCCAGCCUUGCCUUUCCCCCCAGUUAACAUGAUGCCAGCUGGACACAUCCCAGUUCCACCCAUUAUGAAUAUUGGCAUGCCUUCCCUGGCCCCCCUAGUGCCACCACCAACAUUAUUAGUGCCCUAUCCAGUGAUUGUGCCAUUACCAGUCCCCAUUCCCAUUCCGGUGCCCAUACCGUUCAGUCCGCAGGCAUCAGGUGACCGACCAGGAAAUGAUGGAACGCUUCCGAAUGCUGCGAGCGAGCGGAGCGAUUCAAAAGCACCGCCGUCAUUUUCUCCCAGCUCCUCCAGAGGGGAAGAGAGGGACUUUCACCAAGACCCUCCCACCUCAAAUACACUCUCGCCAAGAUUUUCCAAACAGAUGGACCAGGGCAGGACAAACAUGGCGGAUUUGUUGGUUAAAACAGAAAACUCUGGUAACAAAAGCUAUGGACACUCCCAUAAAGACACACCAGCAGAUGGAGUCAUUGAUCUAACGACCAGUCGUCGUUCCCGGCAACAGCUAGUGAUCCAGAGGGCUGUAUCCUGUGUGCAGGUAAAAGCAGAGCCCGGUUUAAGCCCACCACCUGCACUUUUAAGUGAAACUGAGGUGGAUGGGUCAGCUGGUACUAGUAUAGGUACGAUAGAAGAUAACAACAGAGACAGAAAUGUUGAAAGCCCAUUGGCUAGUGUGGCUCUGCCUUGUGCUGACCCGUCCUACUGCAGUGGCACGCCGCCACUUUCUCAGCCAAUCAUGUGCAGCACCUCCACUAUUUCUAGCAACACUACCACAGCUAAAACUGAGCCUGGCUCUGCUACUCCCUGCAAUGUGAUCGUUAAUGGGAGCUGUAAUGUGCCUCCAGCAGAGAGUUCGAUCAGAACGCCCCCGUUAGAGCCGCGCCCUCUGGUGGACCCCUGCCGCAGGACUGCUGCUGUGUGCGACGAGCCUGCGGGGGCAGAUCUAGAAGGAGAGGACCUGAAAGAGAACAGCUGCUUGGCCACAGAUAGAGACUUGGCAGGUAAGAGAAGCUCAAAUGACCAGUCUGCCAUUACCGCUGGAACAGGGGAGGACAAACCUCAGAGCCCUGAAGACGCCCCAUCUGGUGAGGACCAUGCUUACGCCCUGCCCCUAAUGCCCAAACCUGGCUGUGUCAUUCAGCCCGUGCCCAAACCUGCUGACAAAACUGCUGCCAUCUUGCCCUGUGGCUUGACAGCCCCAUUAACAGGAACCGUUCCAAUGGAAAUGGAGCCUCCGCUGAAGAGAAGGUGUCUGCGUAUCCGCAAUCAGAACAAGUGAAAUGGAGGACAGAUAUUAACAUCUCACCAAAGGGAUAAAGAGGACUGCACUACAGCAGAGACCAUCAGCUGUCCACAGACUCCACAAUCCAGCCAAUCAAGAUGUCAGCCUUGUUUUCUCAACCUUUCCAAACCCGCACAUACACGUUCUGACUUAAUAUGCACACAGAUCAUCCGGAUUGGGCAGAAGUCAGCUCUAUCUCCACCCCUUUCGGCUAAACAAAGACUGACACAAAGUGUUAAUCUGAGAAGUAGAUCGGCUGUGAUGUUUGACCUCACUUGCGAUGUCUUCAGGCAUAGUCUGUUCUCAGUCUACUUGUUGAUGAAAGAGAUAUUUCCUAUCCUCUUCACUCGACCCCUCCAUCUAUGUCUUGUUGUUGAGAGGACUUUCCCCCUACUGGUUGGAGGCGGUAUCGCAGUGCAAGUCUAUGGUGUACAUAUAAAGAUUUCCAAGAAGGCGGAGCUUAAUCCAAACACAAUAGGUCUAACAGGCUGCCAAUCAAACAAGCUCAUGAAUAACUGAAAUUGGAACAGGGCCAGUCAAAUCCUGCCACAGAUGGAUGGACCAGUUUUCUGCUUUGUGUGUGCAUUCAAAGAAGCUCGGUUUAAUCUGUCUGUACGUUUGUGGUCUGAUGCUAGCGAUUCAAUAGCUUCAGUUAGAAAGACUAAUACAGAUGCAGAGCCGCUUUAAAAGAUGGACAGAAAUCUCUCUGAAUAGUCUCUCCACUCAAAUAUUUCUCUCGCUCUCCCCCUCACUUCCUCUGACUAUGUGUAUCAGUAUCUGCAACACCAGCAAAACACUCUGUAGUCUUUCUUAACCUCUUUCCUUUCUCUCCUUUCUGAUGGAGAGGUGUUCUGGAACUGGACACCAAAAAAAGACAGGAAGAGAGAAAUGUACACAACCUGGAGGGAGUACAAAAAUCACAGCGGGAGCACAAAAACAGAAGGAUGGAGUGAACUUUCAUUUCAUCCCUGGGAAGAUGCUGGAAACUCAUCCACCGUUGGAGAUUCGAAGAUAAGUAGUCUGCACUACUGGAGAAAAGUGUUGAUGGAUUGUUUGCUGGUUUAUUGUGCAAUGAAAAUUCAUUUACUCACCGAUUUGACUUGAGGAUUACAGGGUACAGACCUCACCAAGCAUUUUGGCGAACUGUUAAAGUGGCUGCUAGCUUUGUGGCCAUUGGCUUGGAGACUGUCCCACCCAGUCUGUUCAAUCACACGCGCUCAUUGCCAUGCUUCAUGGCUCAACCAAGAGUCUUGUCUAACACUGCUGGUGGGUUGUGUACACACUGUCCUGAUGUAUCAGAUGGCUGGAUUGAAAUCUGUGUCCACAGGGGCAUUUGGGUUGGAUUUCUCAUUAUUUAUAUCAUUAUCCAUCUUAUUGCGGUGCUCUUAUUUAAGAAAAAUCCCUCCUGGGUUUCCUAUCAGAGUACAAUCAAAACCAGUGGAGAGGUCAGUAAGUGUUUCGGCCAGCAGUGUGAGCUGGUGUCAAGGGUGCAUUCCUGAGGUUCAUUCGUGUUUUUUAUGCUUUAUUUUUUGCCAAAUCCCAAUCAGUGCUAAAUUAUGUUCAUCACUUCCUUUCCAGCUACGGUUACAGGAACAGUUGCAGUUAGUUCCAAGCUGCCUCAGAGUUGAGUUCACUUACACCAGAUGCCAAGAACAUUUUGAGUUGGCUAGGUGGACAUAGAGCCAAAAUGAUUUUAGUUACAUAGAGUACUGUAAGAUCUGAACGCAGGGUUAAGCACCUGAGUGCACAGGUUAUUUGUUUUGACUAAAGUGGCGGAGUGAACCUUAAAGCCAAGCGUGUGUGUGUGUGUGUGUGUGUGUGUGUGUGUGUGUGUGUGUGUGUGUGUGUGUGUGUGUGAGAAGAUGUAUCAUAUUUCUGGCCAAAACAGAGUUCAGUUUGACAAAACAUUCAAGUUUGCCAAUUUAUUUUGGGAGAAGUUCUAAAAUUCAAGUCAAAAAUUUGUCCUGCAAGGUGAUAGAAAUCACAAUGAGGAUAAAAUAACAAAUGACCCAGAUGGGUGAUUUGAAAAUACUGAUGAAUACACUAUGAAUGCCAGAAAUUGUAGACCUAACCAUUUCCUUUUCCAUGCAAACAAUUUUUUUGAGAGCGGAAUUUAAGAUAAGACAGUUGUUUUAUUUGCUUGUUUUUUCUUUGCCUUUUUUACUGUUUAUUUACCUUUUCUGUUUUGCUUUUGUUUACUUUUUGUUUUAUUUUAUUUUCUUUUUAUCUUUGUUUCAUUUAUGUUUUCUGUUUUUAUUUAGUUUUUCUUUGUUCUUUUUUGUUUUCUUUUGUUUGCUUUUUUGUUCUUUUUUGAUUUUAACUGUCCAACACUGACCCAAAUAUCCCCUCUCUUGCCUUCAACCUUUACCACUCCUCUCUUGCUCUUUUCCCCCCUCUUUUUUUCCUCUCUGCUCUUGGACGAUGUACAAAGAGGAGUGCAAUCCUACCCUAUCCCUCUGUACUUUUUGCUGCAGGAUUCAGUUUCACAGUGGUAUAUUUUUUUUAAGAGUAGGCUCAGAGGUCUAAUUGUGACUGGUUAGAGUAAGGACUUGAUUUCUCUCUGGGGUUUGUACGUGGUGGAGUCUCAUUCCAGUGUCAGAUUUAAACACACACACAUUCCUGUGUCAGAUUUAUUUUGUCAGUCCUGAUACGGCUGGCUGACCCUCCGUCUGGAUUGAGGUGUUACAGAGAACAGAUUGAUAAAAGGGCAAAAAGCACAAACGCACACACCCAAAGUACACGGUCAGUCACUGUGUCUGGUGUGUUUAUGAGUGCAAAGGAGAAACAGUGAAUCUCAGUGUUGAUCUGAGAUUCUUGAUACUGUGUGUGCGGUGUAACCAAAUGUACAUUACAUGUCUGGAUUGGUCGUGAGGAGCCAGCAACAGCAUCAUAUGUCGCUCUCAUUAUUGACUCAAAUUUCCUCACUUUUUCCCUCUCUCUCCCUCCUCCUCUUUCAUACUCAGCCCUUUUACUUCUCCCUCCUUAUUUGUUUACUUUUACUUCUCUAAGUUAGUAUUUCAAAUACUCCAUAGUGAACUCUACCUAUGGAAGCCUGUUUUCACAAUUAAAAAAAUUAAUUGUGCAAUAAAGUUUAAAAUAAAAACAUAAAUCACAUUGUGAGAUAUAAAGUUACAAUUAUGAGAAAUAGUCGCAUUUGAUGGGGCUGUUUACACGA
Megalobrama amblycephala (Wuchang bream) is the source of this 6567-nucleotide messenger RNA. It is a transcript of the gene sobpa, whose product is annotated as sine oculis binding protein homolog (Drosophila) a. The transcript is spliced from 9 exons. Gene Ontology annotation, cellular component: nucleus. Gene Ontology annotation, biological process: animal organ development. Lineage: Eukaryota; Metazoa; Chordata; Actinopteri; Cypriniformes; Xenocyprididae. The record is from RefSeq and is a predicted model, not a curated record. Bases 573 to 3389 code for a protein of 938 amino acids.